AUGGCUCGUUUUCAAUCGUCGAUCAUGAUUUUCUUCGCUCAUCUCAUUCUACUCCUCGGUCUUCCGACAGCUCUGGUCGGUGCUGUCCCGGUGACGCCUGCUCCCAAUGAAUUGGAGGUGGCAGCAUCCAAGCGGGCGGCAUCGAGCUACUGGGUGGCCAAUAUCAAGCGUCAGGGUACUGUGCCGUUCGGCAACAACAGCGACUAUCAAGUCUUCCGCAACGUGAAGGACUUUGGUGCAAAGGGUGACGGUUCAACUGAUGACACAGCCGCUAUCAACAAGGCCAUUUCUUCCGGCAACCGCUGCGGCAAAGGAUGUGAUUCGUCCACGACUACCCCAGCCUUGGUGUAUUUCCCGCCUGGUACCUACCUGGUGUCUAAGCCGAUUGUACAGUAUUACUAUACCCAAAUUGUCGGUGAUGCUGUUGAUCUGCCUGUUAUCAAGGCCGCUGCUGCCUUUUCAGGCAUGGCAGUCAUUGAUGCUGACCCAUACGAGGACAACGGUGACAACUGGUACACAAAUCAGAACAAUUUCUUUCGCGCGAUCCGCAAUCUGGUUAUUGACUUGACAGCGAUGCCCAAGGGCUCGGGUGCUGGUAUCCAUUGGCAGGUUGGCCAGGCCACGAGCCUGCAGAACAUCCGUUUCGAGAUGGUCAAGGGCGGUGGUUCCGCCAACAAGCAAGAGGGCAUCUUCAUGGACAACGGCUCGGGCGGUUUCAUGUCCGACCUAACCUUCAAUGGUGGUAACUACGGCAUGUUCCUUGGUAACCAGCAGUUCACCACUCGCAAUUUGACCUUCAAUGACUGCCAAACCGCCAUUUACAUGAACUGGAAUUGGGCUUGGACCUUCAAAUCUGUCAACAUCAACAACUGUGAGGUCGGCCUGAACAUGUCUACCUCACCGUCCAACCAGACCGUUGGCUCCGUCAUGAUGCUGGACAGCAAACUCACCAACACUCCCACCGGUAUUGUCACCGCUUGGACGAAGAAUAGCAUCCCUAUCGGCGGUGGCACGUUAGUCCUCAGCAAUGUUGACUUCUCUGGCUCCAAGGUAGCUAUUGCUGGUGUUGAUGGGGACACUAUCCUCACGGGUGGUUCCGUUGUCGACAACUUUGUUCAGGGCAAUACUUACACUCCUGGAUCGACCGUCUCCAAACGUGCCACCAAGCCCGAGGAAGAAGACACUGAAGUCGUGACGAUCGUCGAAACUGUUAUGCAGACUGUCUUGGCCUGCCCUGCCACCAACGGCGGCGCAGCUAGCACCCUGGCAUCCAAUGUCCCUGUCAGCAGCGGUCACAGCCAGGUGACUCCUCCGCUGGCCUCAGGUACCGACACUGCCUACAGGACCAUCGUCUCCGACGGCAGCACAAUCACAGUUCCGACACUUUCCGGUCUCCCUGGCUUUGACAACAGCUGGCUUUCUGCUUUCGUUGGAUCUUCUGGUACCUAUGAGGUUCCUGUACCCACCUCCCAAGCUGUUGCUUCCACUGAGGUCGAGGCUCCCGCUGCAUCUGCCUCCACUGAGGCCACCGCCGCAGUUCCCGCUUCCAAUGAAGGAGCUACUGUUGUUGAGACCCCCACUAGCCAGACUGCUGCCCAUUCCGUAUCUUCUAGCUAUGUGCCUGCUGCUCAGAACUCUGCUGGCACUGGCACUGGCUCCGGCUCCGGCUCCGGCUCCGGUUCUGGUACCUCAAGUGCAACCGUCUCUCAGAGUACCUCGGGUUCUAGCUCCAGCAGUGGCUCGGGUACCUGCAAAGGCAGUGCCAAUGAGGCUGUUAGCUCUGCCCGCACACAAAGCACUCUGAAGGCCUCGUCCAUGCCUAGUGACCUGCUUACCGACGGUGCUGUCUUCGAGCGCUCCAAGCCCCUCUACGAGUCCCUUGCUGCCUCCUCCUUCAUCAGCGUCAAGUCCGCUGGUGCCAAGGGUGACGGCAGCACUGAUGACACUGCUGCUAUCCAGAAGGUCCUGGAUAGCGCAUCUGCCAACGACGUCGUCUACUUCGACCAUGGCGCAUACGUUAUUACUUCCACCCUGAAGGUUCCCAAGGAUAUCAAGAUCACCGGUGAAAUCUGGCCGAUGAUCAUGGCCCAUGGCUCCAAAUUCCAGGACGAGGAGAACCCCAUUCCUAUGAUGCAGAUCGGUCAGAAGGGCGAGACUGGUUCCGUCGAAAUGAGUGAUCUGAUCCUCACGACCAAGGGCUCUUGCCCUGGUGCCAUCCUGAUGGAAUGGAACGUCGCUGGCUCUUCUCAGGGCUCCGCUGGCAUGUGGGACGUUCACUUCCGUAUUGGUGGUGCUGCUGGCACUGAAUUGCAGAGCGAUACCUGCCGCAAGACUCCUACUGUCAAGACUACCCCCAAGACCGAGUGCAUUGCUGCUUUCAUGCUGUUGCACGUCACCAAGAAGGCCAGCGCCUACAUUGAGAACUCGUGGAUGUGGACCGCUGACCACGAGCUUGACCUCUCUGAUCACUCCCAGAUCAACGUCUACACCGGUCGCGGUGUGCUUAUCGAGUCCCAGGGUCCUGUCUGGCUGUGGGGAACAGCCUCGGAGCAUCAUCAGUUGUACAACUACCAGGUUUCGAACGCCGCCAACAUCUUUAUGGGCCUGAUUCAGACCGAGACUCCCUACUACCAGUCCAACCCUACGGCGUUGAAGCCCUUCACUCCCCAAGACUCUUGGAAUGACCCUGACUUCUCCACCUGUACCACUGCCUCCUGCAAGAAAUCCUGGGGCCUGCGCGUCGUCAACUCCUCCGACCUUUACAUCUACGGUGCUGGCCUGUAUAGCUUCUUCGAGAACUAUGCCCAGACCUGCCUCAACUCGGAGGACUGCCAACAGAACAUGGUCGAGGUUGACUGCUCCGAUGUCCACAUCUACGGCUUGAGUACCAAGGCCUCCGUUAACAUGAUCACCUCAGCCGCUGGAAAGAGCAUGGUCCCCGAGAAGCCCAACAAGAGCAAUUUCUGCUCCACCAUCGCGCUGUUCGAGCAGACCGCUUAG
Penicillium macrosclerotiorum is the source of this 3000-nucleotide messenger RNA. RefSeq lists its product as uncharacterized. The record is from RefSeq and is a predicted model, not a curated record. Lineage: Eukaryota; Fungi; Ascomycota; Eurotiomycetes; Eurotiales; Aspergillaceae. The transcript is spliced from 2 exons. The coding region runs from base 1 to 3000 and encodes 999 amino acids.